This is a messenger RNA of Leptopilina heterotoma, 3878 nucleotides long. Its product is annotated as cytosolic carboxypeptidase-like protein 5. The transcript is spliced from 10 exons. The record is from RefSeq and is a predicted model, not a curated record. Gene Ontology annotation, biological process: proteolysis; protein deglutamylation. Bases 412 to 3093 code for a protein of 893 amino acids. NCBI's taxonomy places the organism in Eukaryota, Metazoa, Arthropoda, Insecta, Hymenoptera, Figitidae. Gene Ontology annotation, molecular function: metallocarboxypeptidase activity; zinc ion binding.
UGUUACAAAAUGAACUCGUCCAAAAUGAUAGAAUUUUGCAUUGAAAAUGGAGUUAUAUUUAAAUAAACAAAAAUGGUGUUACUCUAAAAAAAAUUGAUUCGAACCAAAAGACAAGUGUUUUCCAUCACGAAUAAUGCUAUUUUCCAAUUCGUUGCUUAUGGAAAUAUUUGAAAAAAGGGAAUUUCUCUCUGUUUGAAGGUUAGAGGCAUUUUAUUCUCUAUAGGUCAUUAGCUUCCGUAAAAAGAAUGUAAAUAGAAAUCAUAUGAUCUCUGGCCAAGGACUCAAAAUCAAGUAUAUCUAAAUUUACAUUUGUCAUACAACUUCUCCCUACUGAUAAUUUACACUAAUCACAAAUUGUGUUUUUGUCUAAUUAUGUCACAAUAGGUCAAAAUAAUUAUUUAUUGACCCAGAAUGUCCGAUACAACAGAAGGAUUUAUCAGUGGGGGUUUUGUGUUUUACAAUAAUUUCGAUUCUGCAAAUUUAGCAAAAGUUAUACAAGUUGAUGUCAAUGCAGCAAACGACAAUGGAGAAAAUGAAAAUGACACUAAAUCGGCUAAAAACGGACAUGUCGAGGAAAAUCUCGACUACGAAUUCAAUUUAUGGACAAAGCACGAUUGUCAUGGAACAGAAUAUGAAAAUAGUAACCGAACCUGGUUCUAUUUUGGUGUCAAGGCUCCUAAAUCAGGAGCACUUGUUCGACUUAAUGUCAUUAAUCUCAAUAAGCAGGUAAAAAUGUUUAGCCAAGGCAUGUGCCCUGUCUACAAAGUUCUGCCAGGACAUCCUCAAUGGGAACGGAUUCGAGAUAAGCCGAUCUAUGCGUUGGACGAAAAAAGUAACGAAUUCACUCUAUCGUUCACCUACCGAACUCCAGAUAAUCUCAAAGCCAUAACAUACUUCGCCUUUACGUAUCCCUUCACGUAUAACGAUUUACAAACGCAAUUGAAAAAAAUACAGUCAAGAUUGGCCAGAAGGACCAUUAAUUCCGUGGACGAUAUUUACUAUCACAGGGAAUGUGUCAUCAAAUCGUUAGAGGGCCGUAGACUUGAAUUAUUAACCAUAAGUUCGUAUCAAAACAUAUCAAUGGAGAGAGAGGACAGUCUGAUGAAUUUAUUCCCGGAAAAUAACGAGUUGAGACCAUUCAAAUUCAAGAACAAAAAGGUCAUUUUUAUAAGUGCCCGAGUACAUCCCGGCGAAACGCCUUCGAGUUUCGUCCUAAACGGUCUUCUGAAUCUUCUACUCAAUCGAGAGGAUCCAAUAGCAAUAACUUUACGUCGACUCUACGUGUUCAAACUAAUUCCAAUGCUAAAUCCCGAUGGAGUUGCAAAAGGUCACUACCGAAUGGACACCAAGGGGGUUAAUCUAAACCGAGUGUACUUGAAUCCUUCUGAAAGUGAUCAUCCAACUAUAUUUGCUGCCAGAACGUUAAUUAGGUAUUAUCAUAAUUUCUACAAGCUGCCAGAAGAGACUGAUAUUAAAAUCGAAAAAUCUCACGUAAGUUUGGAAGAGAAUCGCGAUAGCAACUUAAUAAUUCCGGAAAGUGUAACUAACGUAGUUAGAGAUACAACUAAUCAUCUACUCGAACAAGUCACAUUGAUGUCCCUGGAAGAGAAAAGCAAAAGUGAUCUGACUUACGACAAAUGCCAUAAAGCUAAGGAAAACAUUCUACGAGUAAAAUCCAAAGAUGUAGAAGAAAGACGAAGACCAGAGACAGCAGACAAUAAAAGAAAAUUAGCAAAACAGCCUAAAGAAACAGAAGAAUCUGGUAUAUUUCUUUAUGUCGAUUUACAUGGUCAUGCUUCUAAAAAGGGAAUCUUCAUGUAUGGAAAUUAUUUCGAUGAUUCUGACGAAUCAAUCACUUGUUUACUGCUACCAAAAUUAAUGUCCCUCAAUAAUCCAAAUUUUCAUUUUACUUCAUGCAAUUUCGCCGAAAGAAAUAUGUAUCUAAUAGACAAAAGGGAUGGAAUGUCAAGAGAAGGAUCGGGUCGAGUGGCAGUUUAUAAAUUAACGGGUUUGAUUCGAAGUUACACUCUCGAGUGUAAUUACAAUUCGGGUCGAUUAAUUAAUGCAUUGCCACCGCGAGUGCGCGAUAACAUGAGCAAAAUUCAAACGCCAAUUUACGUUCCUCCAAAGUAUACUCCAGCGGUUUAUGAAGAAGUGGGAGCAGCGUUAGGACCCUCAAUUUUGGAUCUAACUGGCAGCAAUCCCAAUAGUCGUUUAUCAAACAGUCAAUAUCAUUCGCUGAGGGGUUUAAAGUCCUAUUUAAAAUUAACAUACGCCAACAAUUGUACCGCCCCAUUGCACAAGCCACUUCACAAGGAGAACAGUGGAAGUGUCAGUAGUAAACAGGAGAAUAAACCAGAGGAGGAAAUUGAAAUGACAGUAGUUGUGAGUUCAACAUCAAUUGAGAAUUCAACAAAAACUGAAAUUAAUCUCAUAAAAAAACCUUGUAUCGUUCGAAGAACAACAUCACUAUACACCGCAAUAAAGAAAAUAAAAACCAACAAAAAGCCCCGACAGAUUAUAAAUCGUAAAUUGGUAAAAGCACCAAAUUCAUCAAAUUUAAAAUCAACUAUUCAAAGUACGUCCCUAAUUUCAAAAAUCCACAACAAAAAUCAAUUGAAAAAGAAAAAAUUCCAAAAGACUCUCGACUAUCGUAUGGAGACAAACAAUUGUCUCGAUGAUAAUAAAUGCACCCUAAUGGUACAAGCCAAGAAACGUCGGUCAGUUAUCAAAAAUAAAAUAACAACAAUACAAAAGCAAAACGCAAAUAUGGAAAUAACGACAAUUGUUAAGCAAGGCACAAAAAGAUUAAAAGUCUCAGGACCGAAAAUAAUAAAAACUCGUCCUGAAAUUGGCGAAUCAGCGUCAGAUGAAACUUUCCCUGAUCAAAAAAUCAUUAAAGCAACAUCUACAAGAUCAAUUUGCGUCAAUAAGCAAAAAUCGAAUGCAACUUAUGUGAAGGGGAAGAAGCAAUUUUUGAAAGUUGAACAAAAGUCAAAGAAGUCUUCCAAUAAAAUGAAGAUGAAAAAUCGCAAGAAAACUGAAAACUGCGAAUCUAUCGUUAAUCAAAUUUCUAGUGAUAAUACUAAUUAAAUUUCUAGAAUUUUUAUUUCCUUUCAUUUGUGACCAUGACAAAAAAAAACUUAAAUAAUUCGGAAGGAAAUUUACACUAUUAAAAUAUAACUUAAAUAAUCAUUAAAUUCUUCAAAAUAUUAUGUCACAGAUGAAUUUUAUAAUUUUUUUUAGGACGCAUGAAUAUUGAAUAAAAUUUUUUAGUUUGAAAUAUAAAAAUAGAGGAGGUGAGUCUGUACGAAUGGGUGGAAGCAUCGGAACGAUAGACAGAGUCAAAAAAAAAUUAAUUUUAUAAUAGAAGCAACAAAGAAAUUUAGUAGAACUUGUUGAACACAAUUAACAAGGUUUACGGAUGGAGUUUAAGAUUUAAACACUUUUCGAUAUUAUUCAUGAUCUAGUAUGAAAAUAGUUGGUUUUUGUAUAGAACCAUCUUCUGUUUAAUUAACAGAACUCUCACGCGUCCUCUAUUCUUAUAUCUCUGUGGAAAAAAUAUACAAAGCAAUAUUAAAUGUCUGAUAAUGAUCAUCAUACUAAGUAAAAUUUUUACUAAAUAAAAAUUGUUUGAUUUGACAGAAACUUCUGUCUAAUAUUCAAAAUAAUAAUUUUCUCCUAUAUUCAUGCUUCCUUUUUCGUUUUGGUGUAUUUUAGAAAAAUUUACAUAUAUAGCAUUUUGGCAAGCUUAUAUAAAACAAUUGCGAAUAGAAGAAAAUGUUUAAAAUCAUCUACUAUUGUUUCAAAGAUAUUUAUUACGAUAGAUUAUUUAUUAACAUAAUAACUGCGAAUUAUUUAUGUUAUUAAUUUAUAUU